Molecule: messenger RNA, 2982 nt
Organism: Vicia villosa (hairy vetch)
Lineage: Eukaryota; Viridiplantae; Streptophyta; Magnoliopsida; Fabales; Fabaceae
Exons: 2
Coding region: 952-2058 (368 amino acids)
Source: RefSeq, a predicted model, not a curated record
CCAAACUAAAUAAAUUGAAAUUGCCCUCGUAUGUUCGACCAGAACUACGUUAUGAAGUGGCUUUCAAACUUCAUCCUCCAAAAUUCCCUCCACUACCAAGUGCUGAUUUUGGUGUGGCUCUAAGUCCUCCUUUCCCAGACUGGUUCGUGUGUGGGAAUGCUCUCAAAAUUCUUCAAGAGAGUGCCAAAAAACGCGCUGAACGAGUGGUUCCGACUAAGCAUACCUUGGAUACUUUCAAAGGACAUCUUCAUAUAGAUCUUAAACACGUUCGUGUCCUGACUCCAAUACCUGAAGGUUUGGAUUAAGGCAAUCUUUUUCGACUGACUUUUCUUUUCUUUUACUGAUAUACUGAUUUCAGUCUCAACUACAGCUGUUGCACGAAGGAGGAAGAUUAAAGAAGCUUCUGCCCCAAAAGAGUCUGAGACAUCUAAAAGCGACAAACCAAACGAAAGUGAUUCGAUCGUCACGGAUAAGAAGCCCACGAGCUCGAAACCCCCAACGGGUUCGAAGCGUAAAGCUUCUUCGACCAAUGCCUCAGAUGGUGAAGACAAAUCUCCUCCUCAAACUAGACAAGGACAGAAAAAGAAACACAAAGCUGUUACCCCUUCAAGAAAAGGGAAAAAAGCAAGUCCUUCAAAAGCUGCUUCUCCUGGCAAUAAGGCGUCUUCUGAAGAGUCUCCUUUGAAGACUGCCAGCAAUGCUCUUGUUUUGGAAAGUCAUAACUCAAGCCCAGACAAUAAUCCACCCAAGGUAUCUUGCGUUUGUCUUACAUAUUAUCUUGUAAUUUUAACUAACUAAUUGCACUGGCAUUUUACCUUGUUAUUGCAGGAUGAUGCUGGCACUGCUACUUCUGGUUUCAAAGACCCUGGCCUCACCAUUGAUGUUGAUAAACUUUAUGGUAAUUGUUAAAUUUCAACUUUCGUCAAUUAAAACUUUCGAAGGCUUAACCUCAUGAUUAUCUUGGCUUCGUUCGAAACAGAUACUUCUCAAGCUAGAACCCAUGUUCUCUCACCAGUCUUCGAAGACGUUAGGCCAAUUGCCACUAUAUUGCCUAAUGAGCCAAUCGAAGAAAGCCAAUCUACUGACGAAUCCCCACCUACUCAUCAAGGCAAAGAUUUGGAAGAGGAUCAUCCAUUCUCCGGCAGCGACAAUGUGAACCAGCAAUCACAUGGCAACGAAGAUUCUGCAUCGGAGAAAGAUGCCAUGGAGGAGAUUUCUCAACCAGAAAAACCAAUUUCUCAAGGAACUUCGACUCCCGAUGUAAAAACUAUUCCUGAGACAACUUCGACGCCUGCUCCUACGAAGCCUACUCCUUCGGAGCUUGAACAACUUAAACAAACUGAUCCUCUUGGGUUCCUAAGGGCUAUCAUGAAUGUGAAUACUUCUUCACUUUCGGAGCCUGAUGUCUCUCCAGCUGUAACUGCAGAUUCUAGUGACAAGGAAGAUACUCCUAAUCUUCUUCGACAGAUAAAAGAGAGAUUCUUUGGGGUCAAUCUUGUAGAUGUUCUCAACCGGGACCCUGUUAAAAGCUACAACUUAAAUCAACUUUUAAAGAAAGUAGAUUUGCUUCAAGUUUCCCCAGAAGUCUCAGAGAUGAUUGUUCUGCUAGGCUCUCUCCUUGAACAACUCCAAGCUGACAUUCUUCGAAAGCAAAACGUCGAGAAAGAAUUAUCUGAGAUAGUGGCCUCUCAUGACUCUUCAUGGAAUUCUGCUGUGGAAGCCACAAAACAAGGUGAAGCCCUCAAGCUUAAACAUUCGGCGAAUCAAAAAGCCAUUGAUGAAUAUGAGAAGAAAAUCAGCUCCUGGAAACAAGAAAUAAAAAUGCUCGAGGGCAAGAUAAAGGAAGCUGAAAGUAGCCAAGCAGCCCUCCAAGAAUCUAACCAACAAGAUUUGCUCGAAGUGGUGCAGUCAGGAAUCAAACAUUUCGAGACUGCACAGAAGUUAGUGCCAGAGAUCGAAAAGUUGAAGAAACAAAGGGCACUAAUUGAACUUCGAAUGUCCUCAUGGGAAACUCAAUAUCUGAAGAUCAAAAGGGAUCUCCCUGAGGACUUUAGCUAGAUGUCUUCAAUCUUGUUUCAUUUGUUGGAUUUUUAUUUUGUAAUCGAGACAUAUAAUAUUUGUACGCCUGACUCCCAUUUCUAUCUAUAAUAUUUGCUUGCACUAAUUUUAACAAAUCUUUCAAUUUUCUGCCAAAUAUAUCUUUAGAUUUCCUACAGUGCUUUUAUUAAAUACAACAUGUAGAACCUGAACAUCCUUCGCAGCACUCUUGCCUCUAGACUUGACGUUUCCACUUCUUCUAGCCAUAAUCAUUAUUAAAAGUGACGUCACUUUCUCCAAAACGUCGGUUUUCAGACGUGCGUGCAUCAGUUUAAUGAUUACUUUUCAACUUCCAAGGGCGGGAAACGGCGGAGGCCAUAACUUCUUACUUUGAAAAACGAACCGCAGUCUAAUCACUCAUUAAAAAUGUAAAACCAACCUUCAGUAUUCUCCUUCUAUAUAAAGGGUUCCAUAUCACUUUUAUUUCUUCAUUCAAGUAUUUCUUCCCCAAACCAAAACACAGAAAAAAGAGAAAACACAACUCUUUCCUCUCAAACACCAUUUUUCCCUGAAAUGGCUGGAAUUCUUUCCUUUAACGAUCUCAAAGCUCUCAUCAAGGGUGAGUUCAGACUUGAUGAGGAUGAACUCCUUCGUCAUUUCAUUAACAUUGAAAAUCUCUUUGCUAAUCAGGAACUGAACUUCUACUUUGAGGAAGUCCUGGAGGGUGCCAUCUACCCUAAUAUGGUGGCAGAGUUUUGGAUGAAUGCGUCUUUACGCAUGGACCCUGAAGGUAGAGCCACCAUUGAUUCAUCCGUUCGACAUGCUCACCUUAGCAUUACCCCCACCACUAUUGCCAAUCUCAUAAGAUGCAAUAACACCGGAGCAACUUUUGAUGAUAAUGUUCUCAGCAUGACUACUCAUAUCAUGUUGAGAACACUCAUGGAU